Molecule: messenger RNA, 5410 nt
Organism: Aphidius gifuensis
Lineage: Eukaryota; Metazoa; Arthropoda; Insecta; Hymenoptera; Braconidae
Gene: sog
Product: dorsal-ventral patterning protein Sog
Exons: 8
Coding region: 1768-4872 (1034 amino acids)
Biological process (GO): multicellular organism development
Molecular function (GO): protein binding
Source: RefSeq, a predicted model, not a curated record
GAUUAAUGGUGGGAUCGUUACCUAUAUGUGAAAAAAAAAAAAAAAAAAAAUGGCUUAAAAUUUCAGUAUUAAUUUAAAAAAAAAUAUAUUAUUUUUACAUAUCACUUGUAAAAUGAAAAAAAUAAAAAUUUUUAUAAAAGUUAUUGCUAUGUGAUUUAUUAAGAAAAAAAAAAUAUAAUAAUAAAAGAAAAAUUAAGAUAAAUAAAAAAUAAAAAUAAGAGAUUGUCGGAAGUGGUCCUCGCAAACACCCACCUUAAUUGCGUAGGCGAUAAUACACCUCUCCUUUCCGGGUGAGUCCCAUAAGUACAAGUACAAGUAGUUCAUGUAUCUCAAAGUAAGCCUGGAUCAUCUGAAAUAAAUAAAAAAAACAUUUUUACAAUUCACCCACACACAAAAAUUUUAAAUAUUAUCAGAAAAAAAAAAAAAAUUACAAUUUCAAUGUCUGUAUAUUCAUUUACCAUUAUAUUAAAUUUAAUAAAUAAUAAAAAAUAAUAUAACGCAUGUAAAAUGAGGUGAUGCUUGAAUAUAUCAAAGCGUGAGCGUUACAAGAUUUGUUUUUGAAAAAAAAAAAAAAAUUUUUUUUUAUAGUUGAUCGUAUGAAUAAAAAGGUACAUAAUAUUGUUAAGUUACUGAGAGAAGAAAAUAUAUAUAAUAUUAAAUGAAGACAGAAAAAGAACAUGUACCAAAGCGCCAAACAGCUUCCUCCCACCAUCCAUGAACAUACGACAUUACAGAGUGACUACGAAGACGACGGUGGUAACAACAACAACGACACCGUCAACGGCAACCGCGACGUCGACGACGACCUGGGGGCUAAGUUAGUUUUCGCUGCCUCGCGAUCACUCAGUCACUUGACAGUCAGUCAUUCAUACGCGCGCACUCGUUAACAGUACAGAUAAAUUUUAAAUAUUAACUUUUAUAUAUAAAUAUAUUUUUUUUUUCAAUUAAAUAUAUAUUUUACAAUAAUAUCUAUAACAUAGAUUAAUUAUAUUUUUAAUUUAAUUUGUGAAUAGUGUAAUUAGAGAUUUUUUUUUUUUGUGUUUAACUUUAAUUUAUAAAACUAUUUUUGAAAUAGCAAAAUAGAAGAAUUGAUAAAUAGUUGCGCCUGCGCUAAGUUAAUAUACACAUACCUAUGUAAUUGUUUUAAAAAAAAAAAAAAUAGAAACUGCAUCGAGUGUGUGUUGCAGACCGGUGAAUGAUGACGAUAAUGAGACGAGCAACAGUACACGGGACUUGGUCAAUUUGUUCGUACAUUAAAAAUUAUUUAAAAAAAUAAUUUAAAAAAAAAAAAAAAACUAAAUAAAUUAUGUGACUUUUUGCUUUGUUUUUUUUUUAUGAAUUUUUUUUUUUUUUUUUAUUUUGUACAGUAAAUAUUUACAUGACAAUAUUUAAAUUAAAAAACAAAAAAAUUAAACUAAAAUAGAUGCGAUAAUUUAAAAAUAAAUUAUUUUCUUUGAAUUUUCAUCAAUUUUAUUAAUUGACAAUUAUUUUUUUUUUGUAUAUAUCUGUGUGUUAAAGUUGUUUUUCAAUGGAUUUUGUACUCUUAUCAUUGAAAAUAAUACAAAAAUAAAGUUUAAUAAAAUAAAAUAAUAAGAUUGUUUUGUCACCAGUGUGUGACAAAAGAUAAAGUGUAUUUUUUAAAUAAAAAAAAAACAAUAAUAAUAAUUGUUUAAAUAAACUUGUGAAAUAUAUAUAUUUUUUUUAAAUAUUAGAUUUUUUUUCAAGUUAAAUUAAUAAACAAUUGUAGUGUGUGUAAAAAAAUUGAAGAUGAUAAAAUUUUUUAAGGAGUUCAUCAAUAUGAAUGUUCAGACUGGUGUUAUUCUGGUAUUUCUACUUGGAUUGAUGCUUGAGGGUCCUAUUAGUACUGAGGGACGCAAGGCCGCACCACUUCUCGAGGACGACUGGGUUAAAAGACCCAAUCGUGAUGCCGAAUGCACUUUUGGAAAGCAGAGAAAAGAGCUUGGAUCUAAAUGGAAUGCCGACUUGGGACCACCAUUUGGCGUCAUGUACUGCAUUAAGUGCGAGUGCAUACCAAUACAAAAAAAAAGAAGAAUUGUAGCUAGAGUACAAUGUAGAAAUAUCAAAAAUGAAUGUCCAGUAGUUGAGUGUGAUGAUGCAGAAUUAUUACCUGGAAAAUGUUGCAAGAGUUGUCCUGGUCAAUACAGUACAGAGCUUGUACAGGAUGUGCCAAUUCAACUGACAAUAGAAGAAGAAGAACGAAGUCUUAAACAUUUUGGUACUAUUAUAAGUAGUAAAACAUCAAGACAAGUUGUAGACCGUGUGAACGAAGCAAUAAAUUUUGAAAUAUACAGUUAUGUAGCAACUGGUCGUUUUACAUUUAAUCGUAAAAAUCUUUACUAUUCAUUUUACUUGGGUAUUGGUACACCACGUCCAAAUAUAAUACAAUUUAUUGAUGAUACUGGAAGUAUAUUAGAAGAACAAAAAAUUGAAAAAACAAUUGGUUAUUAUCAAAAUUCAACAGAUAAAUUAUGUGGUGUAUGGAAAAGAGUACCACGUGAUUAUAGAAAAUUAUUACGUGAUGAAGAAAUGUAUAUAUCAUUAAUAUGGGAAAUUCAGGAUUCAACAAAAUCUGAAAUAAAAAAAUCAGCAUUAAUUGGUCAAUUAUUACGUUACAAAGCAUUAUCAACUGAACAAUUUUCAUCACUACUUGAGCCAACACUUGGUUCUGAUAGAUCUGUUAUAAUUGGUUCAACAGCAACAUCAAUAAUAUCAGUAUCAUCAGUAUCAGCACCAUCAAUUCAUGUAUCAAUUGUUGUUAAUGGUUUAUUUUUACCUGAUGAUAUAACUGAUGUACCAUUAAUUGUAUUAAUUGAACAUCAAGAAAAAAAUUAUAUUAUAUUACAAGAUGAAAUUAUUAUUAAAAAACCAUCUGAUGAUAUUAAUUUUGGUGAAGUUAGAAGUGCUAUUACUGCUAAUGAUUUACGUUUAUUAUCACGUGGUAAAUUAACAAUAACAAUAUCAUCUAAAAAAGAUCCACAAGCAUUAAGAUUAAGUGGAAUAAUUGGAAGUAGAGUUUCUUGUGAUAUUUAUCAAAGUUUAAUAUCAUCUGAAUCAAAAAGUCAUGCAAGUGGUAUAGCAUGGGCAUUUUUAGAUCGUUAUGGUGCAUUACAUUAUGGAGUUAAUUUAAAUGGUUUAGAAGAUGAAAAUCCAAUAGUUACAAUUGUCGAUGAUGGUGGAAAAAAAAAAACUGAACUUGAAGAUUUAACACCAACAUUAAUUGGUGGUUCAAAUGGUAAUGGUACAUUAGAUAGACCAAGUCCAAGAUUAUUAGAAUCAUUAUUUAAAGGUGAAUUAUCAAUUGUUGCUGCAUCACAAAUUGGAAGUUUAUUAAGAGGUCGUUUAAUACAAAAAUCAAUUGCUGAUGCUAAAGAUAAUUUAACACCAACAUUAAUUAAAUCACCAAUUUCUGGUACAAUGUUUGGUAUUGUAUGGUUAAAUAUUGAUCCAAUUGAAUGUACACUUUAUUAUGAACUUGAAAUAACUGGUUUACCCGAAGAAUAUAAUAAACAAACUGAUGAUGAAGAAUAUGAAAAUCAAACAAGUCUUAAAUUAUAUUUAGAAACAAUGCCAGUACUUGCUGAAGGUGCACCAGUAUCUAAAAGAUUAUUAGAUGAAUUUAAUGGUAAUAUAUUAGAAGGUUCAAUUAAUGGUUUAUCACAAAUUGAAAUAUAUAGAAUUGAUUCUGGUAUUGGAUUUUUAGAAUUAAUUGGUAUUAAUAAUAAUAUAACAAGUAAACUUAUGAAAACACAAUUUAAAACACGUGCACCAAUUAAUUGUCUUCCACAUUUUACUGAUAAUGAUGUUGGUAGUAAUAUGAUAUAUAAUUUACAUCCACCAAAUACAGAAAUUGAAACAAGCUCAUGUUUUCAUGAAACUAAAUUUUAUGAUGAUGGUACACAAUGGACAGCUAAAUCAAAUUCUUGUUUAAUGUGUCAUUGUCGAUUGGGAAUUACAAAUUGUGAUCCAGUACCAUGUCCACCAUUAAAUUGUCCAAUUGAUAGAAUAAUUAAUCCACCAGUUGGUCAUUGUUGUUCAAUUUGCAUUGGAUCACCAAGUAUUAAUUCAACAACACCAACACCAACAUCAUCAACAACAACAACAACAACAACAGUUACGUCAAUUUUAAAUCCUGCAACACCAACUUCUCAUGAAAAAAUUAUUGAAGAAUCAAAUAAUGUAUUACCACUGAGAGGCUGCACAUUGGCUGGACAAUUUCAUCCUUCUGGAUCCUCUUGGCAUCCUUAUUUACCACCAUCUGGUUUUGAUACAUGUGCAAUAUGUACAUGUGAUCCAGUUAGCUUAGAAGUUCGUUGUCCUCGAGUACCAUGUCCUCCUUUAAGUUGUAAUGAAAAAUUAGCAACAAGACCAGAUAAAAAAGCUUGCUGUAAAGUUUGUCCAAUUAUUUCACAAACAACAAAUAAUUUGACACAUGAUAUUAAUAUACCACAUGAUCAACCAGCAACAAAAUUAUCAGCUAAACGUAUUGCUGAUGAUAUUAUUGCUGCUGGUGGAUGUAAAUAUCCAGUUGGUGGUCCAUAUGAAAAUGGCAGAGAAUGGCAUCCAAAAAUUCAUUCACAUGGUGAAGUUAAAUGUGUUAAAUGUCGAUGCAAGGAUGGAGAAGUUAAAUGUGACAGGAAACGUUGUCCUCGUUCACUAUGUAAUACCAUAGUUAAUCAAUUAAAGCGUGGUGAACGUAUACCGGAUGCAGAUGAAUGUUGUACGACUCAAUGUAAACGUGCAAGAAGGCACAAUCGUAAUCAUUAUAAUAAUAAUAAUCAACAUCAUCAACAACUACGUCAUUCAUCUUCAAAAAAUCAAAAACACUCAUUAACACCUAAAAAUCUCAGUUGAAUAUUUACAUUAAAAAAAAACAAUAAUUAUUAUUUAUAAAUAAAUAAUAUUCCAAUGUUUAAAAAAAUAUAUUUUGGAAUAAAAAAAAAAUGAUAUUUCAACUGAAUGAUUAUAAAAAAAUUUUUAUAAAUUAUACUUAAAAUUGAUGAUAUUGCAUAUAACAAUUUGUCAAUUUAUAUAAAUUAUAUUUUAUAUGAAUAUUUGUUGUCUUGUAAUUUUAAAUAAUCAUCAAUUUGUAUGACUAUUAUAAAUAACAACCAUAAUAUACAUAAAAUAAACGGAAGUAAUUUUUUCAUAUAAAUAUAUGAAUACACAAACUGGUUAAUCAAAGGGCUAGGGUAAAUAUUAUUAUAAAAAAAAAAAAAAAUUGAAAAAUACGACAGACAGCGGAAAUAAUAUUUAACAAAUAAUCAUUGUUAUUAUUAUUUUUUUUUUAUUAUUAAUAUUAUUAUUAUUAUUAUUUAUUUAAUCUCAACGAGUUACCCAGCAUCCAAAGAACUGAACGGUUUACUCGUGUCAACGAAACGAUUGCUUAUCU